Mobula hypostoma (lesser devil ray) is the source of this 6941-nucleotide messenger RNA. Its product is annotated as zinc finger protein 623-like. Lineage: Eukaryota; Metazoa; Chordata; Chondrichthyes; Myliobatiformes; Myliobatidae. Bases 1092 to 2042 code for a protein of 316 amino acids. Gene Ontology annotation, molecular function: RNA polymerase II cis-regulatory region sequence-specific DNA binding; DNA-binding transcription factor activity, RNA polymerase II-specific. The transcript has 2 exons. The record is from RefSeq and is a predicted model, not a curated record. Gene Ontology annotation, biological process: regulation of transcription by RNA polymerase II. Gene Ontology annotation, cellular component: nucleus.
AGUUGAUAUGGUGAAUUUGGGCUAUAUAGAUACAGGUCCUUCAAGCCUAAAGACGGGACAAUUUGCAAUAGCCAUAAGACAUAGGUGGAGAACUAGGCCAUUCGGCCCAUUGAGGCUGUUCUCCCAUUUCAUCAUGGCUAAAUAAGGGGCCCUAUACUACAAACGUACUUUGGUGGGGGGGGGGGAAGCUGAAGCACCUGAAGAAAUCCCCCACAUUCCAUGGGGAGGACAUUGGAAUUGAAGUCCAAACCGCCCCCCCGCCCCCAGCUGUAAUAGGGUCGCGCUAACCGCUGUGCACCAUGGUGUCAUGUAUUAUGCACCAACACGAAUGUACAGGGAGACUUAUCCUUUAGCAAACCAGUUAUCAGUGGUGUUCUAGGGCCCUUCCCUUUCUCCUCAGACAAGACCUCUGAUGCCACAGUCUACCAUUGACAAAGCCUGGAUGGAGCUGGCUAUUUGCUGUCAACAGCCAAAGCCUGACAGAUCAGAGACCAUUCAGGAGGAAGUUUUUAAGCAGGAUAUCCAAGGAGCAAGGUUUGCAAACAGGAAUCUCAGACAUUAUAACACAUUGGGUCUGAAGCCUCUCACGGUUCACCAGCACCCGAAUCACGCCGUCCUGCGAAUGUGGAAGGAGGGACGUUUCUGGGCGUCGAGACUUCAAAUCUCAGGCAGUGAGAUGCCCGUGAAGGGCACUGACCGUGUCCCAGCUGGGGAGACGUGGCACCGACUAACCUGGGGAAGGAGAGAGCGAGGAUUUUCUUGAACUGGUUUGCAGAGAAACUGUGUAAAUUUUCUUCAGCAUCUGGAAGGACUGGGCAGUGCUUACGUCAGUGCAGGUUGGGAAGGAAUCUCCCAUUGGAAAUGGGGUGCAAAAUGACCCCACCUGAUGUGUGGCUGAACAAGCUCACGUCAUCCUGCUCUCUGCACCAGUGAAGGUGUCUCAUCGGGGGAUAUUUCCAUGUGAUCCACUGCCCCGAUAACAUUCUAACAGUUACCUAUUGGAGCAAAGUCAUUCACUCGGUCAUCGUUUACCACUGACAGAACCGUGGGUGUGUGUCCCUGCCCCAGCUUCACUCAGACAUCAGAUCAGGAUGGAGAGCUCUGGAGAGAGAUCGUUCUCCUGGUCCGAGUGUGGGGAAGGGUUCACUCGGUCCUCCCAUUUGCAGCUGCACCAGGUCGUUCACGCUGGGGAGAGGCCGUUCACCUGCUCUGUCUGUGGGAGGGCAUUCACAAACUCCUUUAACCUGCAGAGGCACCAGCGGAUCCACACCGGAGAGAGGCCGUUCGUCUGCACCGAGUGCGGGAAGGGCUUCACCCGCUCAACUCACCUGCUGCGGCACCGGCAGGUUCACACCGGGGAGAAGAUGUUCAUCUGCUCUGAAUGCGGGAAGGGAUUCAUCCGGUCUUCCAGCCUGCUGAUACACCAGAGGAGUCACACGGAGGAGAGGCCCUACACCUGUUCCGAGUGCGGGAGGGGAUUCACUCAGUCCUUUACCCUUCUGAGACACCAGCGGAUCCACACCGGGGAGAAACUGUUCAGCUGCCCUGAGUGUGGGAAGGGAUUUACUCGGUCAGCUUACUUGGCGAUCCACAAGCGUAUUCACACUGGCGAGAGACCGUUCAUGUGUCCUGAAUGUGGGAAGGGGUUCACCCAGUCGUCCCACCUGGUGACGCACAAGCGUAUUCACACCAGGGAUGGGCUGUUCACCUGCUCUGUGUGCGGGAAGGGAUUCAUUCAGUCGUCCAACCUGCUGAGGCACCAGCGAGUUCACAAUGAGGAGAGGCCGUUCAUCUGCUCGGAGUGUGGGAAGGGGUUCACUCAGUCAUCUGGACUUCAGAGACACCAACAAAUUCACUCUGGCGAGAGGUCGUACAACUGCUCUGAGUGUGGAAAGAGCUUCUGUCGAUCAUCUGACCUGCUGAUGCAUCAGGGGAUUCACACUGGGGAGAGACCAUACAUCUGUACCGUGUGCGGAAAGGGAUUCGCUUGGUCGUCCCACCUCUUGAGACACCAACGAUCUCACACUGAAGAGAAAGUUUAAAUGUGUGGUAAGUAUGUGGGACAUUUAAACACGGCCGCCGCUGAGAGAGCGGUGAGUUCACAGGUGACUGCAGGAACUGAUUCUGCAGUUGCUGCUGCUGUUGAUCACAUCCAGGUUUGGACCCUGGUUACUGGGCGCAUUUGGGUUGUUUCCCCUGGAACUGCAGGUACCAACACAGACAAGAUGCUGCAGGUAUUCGGCAGUUGGGCAGCAUCUGCCUGACCAAUUCCCUGCCAACACCCUCCUGCAUCUGGCAGAACUGGUCCUCAUCUUGAACAACGUGUUCCUUCAGAUCCUCCCACUUUCUCCAGACUCAAGGGGUCGCCAUGGGUACUCGCAUGGGCCCCAGCUUUGCCUGCCUCUUCAUUGGCAACAGAGAACGGUCCAUGUUCGAAGGCUUGCCAGUAAUACUGCCCAACUCUUCCUCCGCUACAUUGAUGGCUGCAUUGAUCUUGCUUCCUGCACCCGUGCUGAGCUCGUCAAUUUCAUCAACUUUGCCGCUAACUUCCACCCUGCCCUUAAAUUCACUUGGUCCAUUUCUGACAACACCAUCCCAACAUCUUUUAUAAACCUACUGAUUCCCACAGUUAUCUUGACCAACCUUUUCCCACCCUAUCUCCUGCAAAAAUGCUAUUUUCCUUUUCCCUGUUGCUUCGCCUCAGUCACGUCUGUUCCCAGGACACGGUUCUGUUCCAGGAUAUCAGAGAUGUAGUUCCUUAAAGAGUGAGGUUUCCCUUCCUCCACCCUUAAUGCUGCCUUCACCCCAUUUCCUCCAUUUCCCAAAGAUCGACGCUCGCCCCAUCUUCCCGCUGCUUUAACAGAAAUAGAGUUCCUCGUCUUUACCUGCCACCACAUCCAACGUGUUAUCCUCCGCAACUUCCGCCAUCUACAAAGGGGUCCUACCACUCAUCCCCUCUCCACUUUCUGCAGCGAUUGCUGCCUCUGCAAUUCUGUAAGACGAUAAGAUAUAGGAGCAGAAUUAGGCUAUUUGGCCCAUUGGGUCUCCUUCAGCCUUGCCCAGUCAUCCUCCCCCACUAAUCUCCCUCCCGGCACUUGUGUCUGCAAGUGGCCCAGAUGCUACACCUGCCCACUCACCUCCACUCAGGGCUCGAACAGCCCUUCUGGGUGAGACAUCAGUUCAGCUGUGAAUCUGGGUUGCCUCCUGUGUCCGGUGCUCCCGAUGCAGCCUCCUCUACACUGGUGAGACCCAACGUGAAUCAGAGGAUCAUUUCGUCGAGCACCUCCGCUCCAUCCGCCACAAGUUGGCCAAACGUUUCAAUUCUGAUUUCCAUUCAUGUUCCGACGUGUCGGUCCAUGACUUCCUUGUGUGCCAAGAUGAUGCUCAGGGUAGAGGACCAACACCUUGUACUCCAUCUGGGUAGCCUCCAACCUGAUGGCAUGAACAUCGACUUCUCUAACUUCCGCUAAUGCCCGACCUCCUCCUCGUACCCCAUCCGUUAUUUAUAUACACACUCUCCUUUUUCUCAGUCUGUCCCUCUCACUAUACCCCUUGCCCAUCCUCUGGGUUCCCCUCCCCCUUUCUUUCUCCCUAGGCCUCCUGUCCCAUGAUCCUCUCAUAUCCCUUUUGCCUAUCACCUGUCCAGCUCUUGGCUCCAUCCCUCCCCCUCCUGUCUUCUCCUAUCAUUUUGGAUCUCCCCCUUCCCCUCCCACUUUCAAAUCUCUUACUAACUCUUCCUUCAGUUAGUCCUGACGAAGGGUCUCAGCCUGAAACAUCGACUGUACCUCUCCCCAGAGAUGCUGCCUUGCCUGCUGCGUACACCAGCAACUUUGAUGUGUGUGGCAUGAACAUUGAUUUCACUUUCUGGUAAACAAAUUCCCUCUCCCCCCCCCCCCAAACCAUUGUCCUCUAUUCCCCACUCUGACCUUUUACCUCUUCUCACCUGCCUAUCACCUCCCUGUGGUUCCCCUCCUUCAAUCCGAUCAGAUUCUCUCUCCAGCCUUUAACCUUCACCUAUCACCUUCCAGCCAGCGUACUUCCUCUCCCCCCUUCCUUUGCAGUCCUGAAGAAGGGUCUCGGUGUGAAAUGUCAACUAUCCAUUCAUCUGUCUUCUGCAUCAAUUAUAAAUAGAUCUAGUGUGAAUGAACUGGGCUUGAGGAGGAUGUGGAGAGACUUUGAGGGGAUGCGGACAAGCUGAAGGGACAGGCAAGAACACGGCAGAUGGAGUCAAAUGUGGGGAAAUGGGAGAUCAUUGACUUUGGUUCCUGGCCUGUUCAUAUAUCUGUGCAAAAACCUUUAAAACAAUGCUAUCACCUCUGUUUCCCAUACCUGCCCUGAGUGUGCAACCCGAGCACAUACCACAGUCUGUGUGUAAAUUAAAUCUUACUUUAUAAUUCUCUUUGAAUCAUUCUGCCUCUCACCUUAAACCUUUGGCUUCUACUGUUGGACAUUUUCAAUCUGGGAAGAACAAUCACUCUGACUAGUUGUCUAUGCCCCUCAUAAUUUUAGAUACUUUCUAAAGUUAAGAGAGGCACAAUUUUACCAGGUAUUUAAAGAUAAUUCCAUUCAAAUCCCCUUUAAAACUCCCUUUCACGUUAAGCCUGUCCCCUCUUACUUUUGAUACCCCUACCAUGGGUAAAAGAUUCUGACUGCAUUCACUGUCUGUGCCUCUUAUACUAUUAAAUACCUCUAUCAGUCACCCCUCAGCCUCACUCUGUUGGGAAAUCAACCCCACACUUUCCAACCCCUCCCCAUAACUCGUGCUCUCCACCAGGUACUGUCCAGGUUGAGGCUGCCAGUAAGAUGCCAAGUAUCCCAUCAGCCUCUGGGAGGGACACCCUGCUGACUCAGAAGAGAUGCUGGGAACCAGAAACCAAGAGGCACGGUGAGGGGAGGUCACAUGAUUGACACUUGAUCUGUAUCAAGCUGAGACAAAUUUACAGUCCUGCCAACUUUCCCACUAUUCCAGAGAAGAGGACAGGCGAUAAGGAUGUUUUGGAACUGACAGCUUGUGGAAAGGAGCUAGCUAAAGAGAUAAUUGUAGGAUGGUGUUGCAGUUAAAGAAAGGAUUGGAUUGAACACACAGCUGAAUAAUUGGUAAUACAAAGUCUGGAAGGUAUGUGGGGAAGGAGGGAUUGUUGACUCAGGCCUAAGAGGCGAGCAUCGGGGCACUUUCAUGCCCUAAGACGCAGAACGAAACACUGUGUGGCGUGCCACUCCUCACAGAGCAAUGUGUGGUUAAGUGCCUUGCUCAAGGACACAAUAUGCCUCAGCUGAGGUUCGAACUGGCGACCUUCAGAUCACUAGACGAACACCUUAACCACUUGGCCAUGUGCCCACACGGUAUGUGGAGAUAUAUAAAAGGUGCUUUACGAUGUAGCCAGCACCCUUGCCUCUGGAGACCAACCUGUAUUUAAAUACAAGUUCUGUGUUUCAGAAAUUGGGGAAAAUAAACUGAAGAUCUAAUUGUUUGAAACAAUGUGUGAAUCUUUGAGAUAUCUGAUUGUCACGUACCCCGUGACGGGGAUAAAGAAACCAGCAGAGAUGGAAAACACUUUGGAGUCCAGUAUUGCUAUAAACUAAUAAUAUUUAUUAGUAACUACGCAAUACAGUAAUAUAAAUGUAAAUAAAUCAAACAGGUUAACAAUGAUUAUAUAUAAAAGUAAGUGUGGAAUAUAUAUGUAUGAAAAAACCAAGCUUCUUUAAGUCUAGGGGUAAAAAGAUACAGUCUUACGAUGUUGAAUAAAGUUCAGUUCAGUUCAGUUCGUGGUAUUUAGUUGAGUAGUGAUGGAGAGAGAGAGAGAGAGUGAGUUGAGUCUUCAGGUGAGCUGAUACCGUCGAUCUUCUCGUCGUCCUCCGAGAUCCUUCACAAGUCACCGACUGUGACUUUAAUCAGGGGGACCGGUCUUCUGUGGUGGAGCUAUCACCCAGGCGAGGGUGGACACAUAAACAACUCCCCACCAGUCAGCCCCUUCUCCUUCAAACUGAAAUAGCAAUUUGGAUCAAUCCGCCUGAUUGAUCCUCCAAAACCCACUUUCUCUGCGGGCACAACAAUGCUCAUUCAGUGUCCAGAUCAUGUGUCCUGAGGUCUGUAUCAUCUGACCUCCCAGUUAUUUCACCAGGCUGAGCAUCACCUGUCAGUCAAAGAGUCCCUUCUUCCUUUGUAAAGAAAUGCGAGCAGGCAACAAGUCCUUGGAAGUAACAUCAAUAAUGUCCUGUUGGUCACCAUAGCAACCUUCGAGCGGCUCAGUUUUUAUCUCCAAAGUUAACUCCCGUGUCAGUCCAACUGUCAAUCUUGGUCUCUCUCUCCUUUCCAAACAACCAUCAACAAUAAAUGUCUCUCUCUCUUCAAACAGUUAAUAGGGGCACUCCUGGAUCCCCUCGCACUGAUCAAUAAAGGAGUGUGGUUGUUGGGUAAAGUCACUGUCUGGUGUGAUCUAUCGGGUGCUGUAGUUAAUUGGUGUCCCUGGGUGGGCCAAUGAGGUGAUUUGGAGCUGAACUGCCUGUGCACAUUAUCUGUAUUUGUACCAAAGACUGGGUCAGUUACAGCACGGUUACUCACCCAGUGGUCCUGUUACACCCACUGGCUCGGAAUCAUCUCAUCACACUCGAGUCACAAACAUCUGACAGUGAAUGAAGCCCAGCGAUUGUGAUGGAUCGUCCCGUGAGACCAGUUCAAUAAAAACCGGCGUGAGGAUUCGGGUAUGGGUUCGGGAUGUGCUCAGUUCCCUCAGGGCAAAAGAGCAACAGGAUCGAGUGAAUCAUGCACAGUCUGGUGUGCGUUACAGGGAUUGGAAGCUGCAGAGGAGGAGAUCAGGGACUGAACUGACAACUGGAGAGAUGUUGGAAAGAAAUGUUAAAACAAUAUUCCAGUACCCAAGUAAAUGUUACUCCUGAUCCGAUGCAGCACAAAAUAGAACAUAGUAAGGUAAAGGACACUA